This is a messenger RNA of Lepisosteus oculatus (spotted gar), 1862 nucleotides long. RefSeq names its product LIM domain only 2 (rhombotin-like 1) (gene lmo2). Gene Ontology annotation, molecular function: transcription coactivator activity; DNA-binding transcription factor binding. The record is from RefSeq and is a predicted model, not a curated record. NCBI's taxonomy places the organism in Eukaryota, Metazoa, Chordata, Actinopteri, Semionotiformes, Lepisosteidae. Gene Ontology annotation, cellular component: nucleus. Gene Ontology annotation, biological process: positive regulation of transcription by RNA polymerase II.
UUUAAAACACGUUUCCUUCGAUUGUGAAGGAGUCGUGAGCAGGAAAGAGGAAACGAAACCAGAAACCAAGGGGCAGAGCUAUGUAAAAAUACCUACGGUACAGAGAGCUGCCGUACAAAAGCCGUCCCCGCGACUAACCGCAGAUUAAGGGAGACGGUAAGGGAUGACAGAGGGAAUAAGAAAUAUUUUUAAGCAGCCAUUGAUAUUCACUGCUAUCUUCACUGUUAAUGCUGAAGAAUACUUGAGCCGUAAGCACAAGGACAACAGUAUAGCAAAUGGGAUGUUAUGAUCUCCAGGAAAUAAUAAUAAUAAUAAUUACUAAUAUCGAAAAUUGUAAAUUAUGUUUAAGGAUCCCGUUUGCGGUCUUACAUGUAUGUUUUAAUAUAUAAAUUGUAGGAAGGAACUGUACAGCUCAAGUAAACGCGAUUUCCACGGUCUUUGCCUUUGGUGCUGUUUUUUUUUUUUUAGAAAAUAGAAUAAGAUGAACAGGUGCAGUUCUUGCCGAAAAAUCAUAUUGUCAUAAGAAAUAUGCGAGAGGAGUCGGAAGUGGGGAUAUAAAGCAUACGUGCCGCCGGAUUAAGGAGCAGGAGCCUCUAUAAAAGCCGAAGUUCCCGACGCAGUAGUAAAAGGUGUUUGAUGCCAUCGUCAUUGCCCGCAAGGAACAUCUUGGAAUGUCAUCUGCUAUUGAAAGGAAAAGCUUGGAGGCGUCAGAAGAGCCAGUGGAUGAGGUCCUGCAGAUGCCCCCCUCCCUCCUGACGUGUGGGGGGUGCCAGCAGAGCAUCGGAGACCGCUUCUUCCUGAAGGCCAUCGAGCAGUACUGGCACGAGGACUGUCUGAGCUGCGACCUGUGUGGCUGCAGGCUGGGGGAGGUGGGCCGCAGGCUGUACUACAAGCUGGGCCGGAAACUGUGCCGGAGAGAUUAUCUCAGGCUGUUUGGCCAAGACGGGCUCUGCGCGUCCUGUGACAAGCGGAUCCGGGCCUUCGAGAUGACCAUGCGCGUGAGGGACAAGGUCUACCACCUCGAAUGCUUCAAGUGUGCGGCCUGUCAGAAACACUUCUGCGUGGGCGACCGCUACCUGCUCAUCAACUCGGACAUUGUGUGUGAACAGGACAUCUUCGAGUGGACUAAACUCAACAACAUGGUGUAGGAAAGAGUCCUGUCUGUAUCUGUCCUAGACAGCCAGCUGUCAGUCACAUUCAGUUUGCAGAAAACCAUAGAAGAUUAUCUUUGAGUUUUGAUGGGUGCCUAAAAUAGAAUCUUUUUUAUAUGCUACCCUACGCUCAUGGAGCGUAAUACCUGCAGUGACGCUUAUUAGUCAAUGAAUCAUCAAAGUUGGCAUCUAAAACUGCAACUCUGAAUUUGGAAACAGACAUGUUUUUAAAAAAAAUCAUAAUUCCACACAAAAAAGGUAGAAGGAAAGGUCAUUAGAUGAACACUGUGUUUUUGCGUAAUUUAUCGUAGCAUUUUAUGUUGUAUUGACUUUUUUUUAUUAUGGAUAUAAAACAGAAGUUUUAGUAAAUAGGCUGGAUCACUGCAGCAUUUUGGUUAUUAUCUACUCCAUCCUGGAUGAUGACGGAGACCAUGAUUUUUUUCUUCCUCUUUCUGAAAUACUGACUUUUAUUUGCUUUAUCCUCUUGCUGUGUGAAUGUCUGCCGAGGAAGAACAGCGCCCCCUGUGUACUGGAGGGUCAGUGACACAAGGUUCUCUUGGAUGAGGAAACAGAGCAGACCUAACUUCCAGGGUUGUCUCUGAGUGUCACAGCUGUUCAGACAUUGAAUGUUUUGGUUUAAAAAAUGUGAUUAUAGAGACUUGAGAUUUUAAGGGAUAUUCUUUUAUUAAAAAACAAAAAGAUUCUUGUCAA